Molecule: messenger RNA, 709 nt
Organism: Hyla sarda
Lineage: Eukaryota; Metazoa; Chordata; Amphibia; Anura; Hylidae
Product: vitelline membrane outer layer protein 1 homolog
Exons: 4
Coding region: 213-671 (152 amino acids)
Source: RefSeq, a predicted model, not a curated record
GGAACAGAGGAAGCGUCAUACCACCACACUGCAACCCAUUGCACAAGUCUGCAGCAUCCCCUCGCUCCAUCAUGAUAAGAGUCUGCCACCGGAAAAACUACGGACACUGAACCUGUUUCCACAGCACUCCGAAUCGGGCCCACCAGGCAACAUUGACCUAUGGAGAAACAAUUUGGGUUAAUAAUGGCGGCUAUUGGGGCGACUGGGGAGAGAUGGAGCACUGUCCUACUGGGACCUCUGCAAUAGGAUUCAGCUUAAAGGUGGAGCGACCACUUGGAUCUCAUGGAGAUGACACUGCCCUGAAUUCAAUCAUGUUACAUUGCGCCCCCUAUGGAAGCACAGAUGUUGAAGGGACAAUUGAAUCUACAAUCUCAAGAUGGGGGGACUGGACUCAUGUUCCAUGGUGUCCCAGUGGACAUUUCAUAAGUUUUUCCUUAAGAGUUGAGAAACCGCAGGGUAGAGGAGAUGACACAGCGGCCAACAACAUCAGGAUGAAAUGUUCAGAUGGUACCAUUAUAGAAGGAAAAGGAGGAUACUGGGGAGAAUAUGGAGACUGGAGUGGAGAAUGUGCAAAGGGGAUCUGUGGCAUCCGAACCAGAGUGGAGAAACCACAAGGCAAUGGAGAUGACACCGCGCUCAAUGAUGUCCAGUUUGAGUGUUGUUCAUCUUAGUGAAGGGUUCAUGUAAAUCUGGAUUCAAAUUUAAUAAA